AUGUUCAUCAGAAGCGUUGAAGAACUAACGUUGAAGAACGUUAGCUGGCCCUUUCCGUUGGUGGGCGAGUUUAAAGAUCCGUCUAGAAACAGAAGCUAAGCUAACUAUAACUGUGCGCUGCGUGCUUUAGCUAGCUAACGUAAGAUGUUUCACUGCAGGUUAACUUAAGUUAUAUAUAAAUUUUGUUUAAUUUUUUUAUUAUUAUUUUAUAAAUGUUGGGGAUUCUGCAUUGUUUUUUGUCUUACAGCAUAUUUUAGUUUUAGCAUCGUUUGAAUUUAUCUAAGUCCUCAGUCAAGAUGUUUUUGCAUAAAAGUGCAGUCUUGUGGAUUUAUACGUAGCUAAACAGAGCUAUCUUGUUUUUGGUACUAUUUUAUUUUAUUUACUUACUUGUAUUAUAUUAUAACUUUACUUGCAGUAGGUCAGCAGCAGCUCAUAUAGCUUAGCUAGUCAGCUAGCUAACACUAUCCACUACCUACGUUUGGGUCCCAUUCCCUGAGACAUGUUCCGUAGGUGGAGGUAGUGUUUUUUAGGCGACGCAGGAAGUGUAGUUAGCGUAUCUGUCAAACGAUAUGAUAUGGCGCACUGUCUGUAUAGGAGGGAGUUGAUUCGAGUUGGUUCAGUUUGAAAUUACUCGUUUUUGACAUCUGAGAGGUGCUUGAGUUAAACUGCAUCCAGCUAACUUACAAGAUCUGUGUUUUUCAGCAGCACAACUUUUUUUUGGUGUGAAUUAAGCUGAAAGUGCACAGUCAUCUUAGAUCAAAGUCCACUGCUUCCCUAUUGUGUCUCGUUCGGAUCCUGUCUUUAAUUCUUCCACACAUGGCAGAUCCGAGCGCUAACGCUGGGGACGGCCUCCUCCCCCAGAUUCUGAACUUUAAUGUGGGUGUCCUGGGCCAUGUGGACAGCGGGAAGACGUCUCUAGCCAGGGCUCUGAGCAGCACCGCCUCCACCGCUGCCUUCGACAAGAACCCGCAGUCCAAAGAGAGAGGCAUCACCCUGGAUCUGGGCUUUAGCGCCUUCACCGUCCCUUUACCGUACCACCUUAGAGAGGCCUGCGGGGAGAGAGCGUACCACAGCCUGCAGUUCACACUGGUGGACUGUCCGGGGCAUGCCUCACUCAUACGGACCAUAAUUGGAGGUGCUCAGAUUAUUGAUCUGAUGCUGUUAGUGGUUGAUGUGGUAAAGGGCAUGCAGACACAGACUGCAGAGUGUCUCCUGAUUGGUCAGCUCACCUGCUCCAGGAUGAUUGUCAUUCUUAAUAAAAUUGACCUGUUGCCUAGUGACAAGAAACAGAGUGCCAUCGAUAAGAUGACAAAGAGGAUGCACAAAACUUUGGAGAACACAAGGUUUAAAGGUUGCCCUGUCAUUGCUGUGGCAGCAAAGCCAGGGGGUCCGGAUGCUCCAGACACGGAGGAAGGACAGGGAAUUACUGAGCUUAUAGAGUUGCUAAAGACUCAGGCUUUCCUGCCUAAGAGAGAUCCAUCUGGUUCCCUGCUUAUGGCUGUGGAUCACUGUUUCUCCAUCCGUGGACAGGGAACAGUCAUUACAGGCACCAUUCUACAGGGGGCGCUGCGCGUCAAUGACACACUGGAGAUACCUGCACUUAAGGUCACCCGGAAGGUGAAGUCAGUACAGAUGUUUCGUAAGCCAGUUCCUAGUGCGAUACAAGGAGACCGGGUUGGUGUGUGUGUGACACAGUUUGACCCAAAACUGCUGGAACGUGGUGUGGUGUGCACACCUGGCUCCCUGCGAACUCUUUAUGCUGCCAUAAUUUCUGUGCAUAAGAUUGAAUACUACCGUGGUGCACUUAGCAGCCGUUCAAAGUUCCACAUCACCGUUGGACAUGGAACAGUCAUGGCACGUGUGUCAUUCUUCAGUAGGGUGUCUCGCAGCAUCCCGUCUGGAGCCUCAGAUGGAAGUCCCUCAGAGCAGGGCAUGGACUCUUUCUCCUUUGAGUGGGAGUUUCAUCACCAGGAGGAGUUUUUGAGCAGUCCGGGAGAAACUGAGGGGAAGGAACCACAGCAGUGGGCGUUACUGGAGUUUGAGCAGCCAGUAACAUGUCCACCACUUUCUUUGGUGAUUGGCUCACGGCUGGACUCUGACAUACACGCUAACACAUGUAGGCUUGCAUUUCAUGGAAAGCUUUUGGAGGGCUUUGAGGACAAGAACUACACAGAGACUACAUUACCGAAACUCAAAAUAAGCAAAGACAAGCAUAAAGAGGGAGCAGUGGAACGGGUGAUGGACGACUACACUGUGAUUGGCAGAAACCUGUUUAAAAAGGAGACCAACCUUCAGCUAUUUGUGGGAUUAAAGGUCACACUUUCAUCAGGAGAAACGGGGAUCAUCGAAGGCAGCUUUGGUCAGAGUGGGAAAAUCAAAAUUAGAGUGCCAGAGGGAUUAAAAGAAGAAACAAAGCAGCUACUUUCCUCUUCCUCCAAGAAAAAAGGAAAGGGUGGGACUAAAAAUGAACCAGCAAAAGAGGAAGAAGCCAAGAUCGACUCUCAGCCAAUCGCCAUCCAUCUGAACUUUAAAAGAUAUGUCUAUGACCCCCAUAAAAAGAUGGUGCAGUCCUGACUUACAGGACUAACUGUUACAGAAUAAGAGAAGGAAGCUGAUGUUUAAGUAAAGUCUUGUUGGUUGUCUGAGGUAUUGAGUGCAUGGAUGUCAAAGGGUUGUAAGAAGCUCUCUGGGGGUUUGGUUGCUUGGUUUGUAUUCUAUUUUUUGGCACAAUUUUCUCGUGAUAAAAUGCUCAACCCUGGAAAUAAAGACAUCUGCAUGUGAA
Molecule: messenger RNA, 2782 nt
Organism: Astyanax mexicanus (Mexican tetra)
Lineage: Eukaryota; Metazoa; Chordata; Actinopteri; Characiformes; Acestrorhamphidae
Gene: eefsec
Product: eukaryotic elongation factor, selenocysteine-tRNA-specific
Exons: 7
Coding region: 817-2574 (585 amino acids)
Biological process (GO): selenocysteine incorporation
Molecular function (GO): translation elongation factor activity; GTPase activity; GTP binding
Source: RefSeq, a predicted model, not a curated record